Sinocyclocheilus anshuiensis is the source of this 2256-nucleotide messenger RNA. RefSeq names its product synapse associated protein 1 (gene syap1). The transcript has 9 exons. Lineage: Eukaryota; Metazoa; Chordata; Actinopteri; Cypriniformes; Cyprinidae. The record is from RefSeq and is a predicted model, not a curated record. Gene Ontology annotation, biological process: TORC2 signaling; regulation of short-term neuronal synaptic plasticity. Bases 222 to 1205 code for a protein of 327 amino acids. Gene Ontology annotation, cellular component: nucleus; synapse; cytoplasm.
UCAUCUAACGGCAGCAGUGUCAGUGUGCCGUUCCUCCCGCGCUGCAGGGGGCGCUGCUGUGUGUUUGACGGCGGAAGCGCUCUGCUGCUGUUGCUGCUGUUGCUGCUGUUGUUGCUGUUGGUUGUUGAUGUGGCUCAUUGCGGAUGCGAGUCAUGGAGUAAAGUUCUCCUGAUUAAAACCAUCAGCGAUCGUUAAAUUCACCGCGUAGGCACGGGCAGACCAUGUUUAAGGGCUGGAGCUCAUGGAUGGGCGCUGAGUCCGAGGAUGAAGAGAAAACGGACAAACAGGAGAAAAACAUCAACACAGAGACCGAAGAAACACAGCAGGCCGCAGGACUCAGCGGCUUCAUUCUGAACUUUGCAAGUAGCGCCAGUAAGAAGAUCUCUGAGUCUGUGGCGGAGACGGCUCAAACUAUCAAGAAAACGGUGGAGGAGAGCAACAUUGACGGCAUCAUCGUCAAGACCAUUUUGGGAGAUUUUCAGAAGGAGCAAGAAAAAUUUGUCCAGGAGAAAAAUGCAAGGAAAACAGACGCUGCGGUGCCGCCCUGGGUCGGAUACAACGAGGAGGAAACCAUUCAGCAGCAGAUACUCGCUUUAUCUGCUGACAAGAGGAACUUCCUGCGCGACCCUCCGGCCGGAGUGCAGUUCCAGUUCGACUUUGAGCAGAUGUACGCCGUGGCUCUGGUGAUGCUGCAGGAAGACGAGCUGCUCAACAGGAUGCGCUUUGACCUCGUCCCCAAACAUGUUCCUGCAGCUCAAACAGUGGAUCAUGGCAUUGCUCUGAUCAAGCAGUCGGCUCAGCUCACGGCUCUCGCGGCUCAACAACAGGCAGCCGAAAAGAGAGAAGAGGAGAAGAACGCAGCGCCGCCGCUGAACGAGAACAUCUCAGAGAACAUCAGACCAAAAACACCGCCUGUAGCCAUCAACGCUAAAGCCAAGAGCAACGAGCAGGAGGAGGAGGACAUCUCCACCAGCCCCGGCGUGUCUGAGUUCGUGAGCGACGCGUUCGACGCCUGCGACAUAAACCAGGAGGAUCUGAGGAAAGAGAUGGAGCAGCUGGUGCUGGAUAAGAAAGAUGAAGAGACGGCCGACUGGGAGAAGGAGCUGCAGCAGGAGCUUCAGGAGUACGAGGUGGUCGUCGACCCAGAAAAUCGCGACGAUAACUGGGACCGUGAGAUUGAGGAGAUGCUGCAGGACGACAGCUAAAGCAUGACAGCGCCUCCUCUGGUCUGGAGGACACACUGCUGCGCUCAAAUGAAGAAAUCAGCAGGACGUUUCUACUAUUUCCUCAAUCUGACUGGACUGAAAUAUCAGGAUUUCCUAUAAGAAUGUUUAAUAAAUGUGUUGAUAGCAGCAGAGGGAUUCGGUGAGGUGCCAACAUGCACAGAACUAAGAUCGUAAUUAGUGAGAACACACAAAUCAGAUGUAGUUUGCUGAUUUAUCUUUUAUUUCUGACUAAUUUCUGCAAUGAAGACCUUCUUUCAGAGGUGUACAAGCAAACCGAAACUCAAAAAGCUGAACGGUUGUAGUGCUCAAACACUAAAAGCACACAUAUCGAGUCCAUAAACACUUUAGAGUUGUGUGAAGGCAAACGUUUUAAUGGCUUGUCAUUCCUUUAUUUGUUUUUGGUUGUUGAUUCGAUAUUUGUACUCUGAUCAUCGUCUGGCAGGUUUUUGGUGAAGUUAAUGUUUGGUAUCUCUGGAGCAUCUGAAAUAAAAUUUUAUUCCAUACACGUUUAUUCAUGCAAUAUAACCAUAUGUUUGUAAGGUGAGAGGUUUAAUAUAACUUUGUGUUUGUUUGUUUUUUACUUGCACCUUGUCUAUUACUUUAAAGCUGAAUAAUCAUGAUUUUGCUGCAGUAAAUAAAGUCUAAAAUUCUCUCUUUACUAUUUUCUCGUUCAGUUUAAUACACUGUGCUACAUUUACAGUCGGUUUAUACUGUAAUAAUGGAAAUUAAAAGAAAAAAGUAACAUUUAAUGUGUCUUAACUAUUGUUCUAUAUGCAUAUACCCGUUAUUUAAUGACAUGUUUGUAUGCAUUUGUGCGUUAUGUAAUGGCAUGCAUGCAUGUGUUUUUACCGUUUUUACAUGUCGUUUGUUCGUCUUGAACACGUCACUACACACGUGGACGUAAUGGCGUUAUUCGGGUUGCCAAGUGCUUUUGGUCUGUUGAAUUCGCCUUCGCUUAUCACAUUAAACCCAAUAGAUACCAGAGAUACAUGCGUCAAUAUUUCGCCGGCUGUCGCUGAAAUGUGUUUUU